AUGGCCAGACUCGAGGAGGAUGACCCGAGGUUUGUCGAGUGGCGGGUCAAGUUGGGCUUGCUCCUCAAGCAAGAGCUCUCACUCAGCCCCCAAGAGGGUCUGCCUUGGUACAUUCACUUCCCCCGGGGAUACUGGCUCUACGAAAAGUCCAAACACCUCUGGGUGUCCGGCUAUCCUAUCAAAUCCAAGCUGUUCAAGAGCCCUCAGGAGUUUGGUGUGCAUCUGCUGUGGCUCCUCUCGGGCUCCAAGGACCAUAACGACUGUUGCUGCGUGCACUGCAUCGCCCCGAGGGUCGCCAACAUGGGCGACGAGCUCAGUGUCCAGGAGCCUGCUGCGGCAGUGGCAAGCACAAUACCGCCGCCGGCACCAGUGUCAGCACCAGUGUCAGCACCAGUGUCAGCACCUUUGGCUGGCGAAGCUGUCCAGAAGAGUAUCGCCAACGUCAAGGCCCCGAGCGCAACACCCACGCCAACGGCCACACCACCUCUGCGAGCGGUCCAGCCGCCUCCCGUGGCUACAUCUGCACCGUCAUUGACGCCCAUUCAAACCCCUGUGCCGGUGCCGGUCCAUGUCCCGGCACAUGCCCCGGCACAUGCCCCGGCACCUGUGCAAGCGCCAGCACCGGCGCCAGCCCCGGUGCCUCAACCUCCGCCGACCGUGUCCCUCAAGACGGAGUCGCCGGUGCCAGUUCCGAUCGUGCCCACGGUCAACACGCUGGUCCCCUUCAACCAAAACAUGUCCUCCCUCUUCUUCCGCACGGGGGAGAUGGUCUGGUACUCGGUGACCCCGAGCUGGCGUAUCGGCCUCAUUGCCAAGUCCAACCCUCAAACCAAGCAGGUGGACAUUCUCCCCAUCUCGCACGCCCUCUUCGACAAUAUGCAGCUUCAGGCCAAACCGGAGACGGGCCUGCGCCCGUUCCUUGCCUUCACAGUACCGCCCGUCAGCCAGCAGAGCCUCGGCACGCAUCCGUUCGACGAGGUCCCCUGGGCCGACCACAUCGCCGCCCUCCAAACCGACCCCUCCAAACGCGAACCCCUUCUCCUCGACGCGUCCAAGCUCGCCGCCGUCAAAAUUUCCAUGUCCUUCUCUCUCUUCUCCAAACUCCCCACUUCGUCAGACAGCCGCAAGGUCAAUUACCAGGGCGCCUUCCUCGGCGCCGAGCGCAUCGAAGUCGGCGACACGCUCCGCAUCCGCGCCUCCCCCGACAUCAACAUCGCCCCCGACUGGCUCGAGCUCCUCGCGCAAGGCGGCGCCCUCCUCGGCCUCCGCGAGAUCUGCACCGCCGCCGACAACCCGGGCACCGUCUUCUUCAAGGGCGACCUCUACGCGCCGCUGUCGACCGACGCGCCGGGCCCGCCGUCGGCGUCCGCCGUGACCCCGUCCUCGGACGUGCCGGAGACGAAGCUGCCGCGCGCCCUCCGCGAGGAGAUGCUCUUCCGCGCCAAGGCCGCCCCGGCGUCGCGCUGGCGCCUGCACCUCCUCCGCCGCGACAUUGUCCUCCGCGAGCCCGACGUCCGCGGCCGCUUUUACCCGUCCGCCCGCCUGCUCCCCGUCCUCAUGUCCCACGACACGGCCGGGCCUGCAGCGCGAGCUCCAGCAGGCGUCGUCCGCGACUCGGCUCGCUUCCUCAACCAGAGAUGGACACGUUCCGCGAGGCUACAUCGGCGCAAGCGCAGCCAUGCUAUUGGCAGAUGCUGUACUCCGCCAUGA
Verticillium dahliae VdLs.17 is the source of this 1710-nucleotide messenger RNA. RefSeq lists its product as uncharacterized. The transcript has 3 exons. The coding region runs from base 1 to 1710 and encodes 569 amino acids. Gene Ontology annotation, cellular component: SHREC complex; rDNA heterochromatin. The record is from RefSeq and is a predicted model, not a curated record. NCBI's taxonomy places the organism in Eukaryota, Fungi, Ascomycota, Sordariomycetes, Glomerellales, Plectosphaerellaceae. Gene Ontology annotation, biological process: silent mating-type cassette heterochromatin formation.